GUCUAAGUCGCCUUUUGACAGGUUUGACGAGGGAAACUUUGUACGCUGCUCAAGUGGAGGCAGCCACAUUUGCACGUCGCGGGUAGUCACACCAUCGUCACGCUUCACGUCGCGUUUUUGAGCGCGUUUCAACUCAUACUGUCCGCCACAUCAUCGGCAUAGCCAACAUCAACACUGACGGGUUACCGGGUCUUACCGUAACUCGUUCCUGCAAGAUGGCCAAGAGGCGACGCGUGGUAGGGAGCAGUAGCGAAGCCGAAUCCAACGGAUAUGAACCCGCACGAACUAAAAGGGUUCAAAGAAAACCUCGGACAGCGAAAACAGCGAAACCGAAGUUAACGAAACGGACAGCCGCUGCAGAUAACGCAUCGGAUGAUGAUGGCACCAAUAUUGCGACUGCAGACCAGCGGCCUCAUGCUGUUACCCUGCACGAGAUCGCUGAGCCGGAGGCCAUUCGUGUGGCACUCCUAGCUUGGUACGAUCAAGUGCACACAACACGCGGUAUGCCAUGGCGCAAACCGUAUAACCCUGACUUCGGGCCUGAAGAACGAGCACAGAGAGCAUACGAGGUAUGGGUGUCCGAGAUUAUGCUACAGCAAACACAAGUCGCAACCGUUAUACCAUACUACAAUAAAUGGAUGAAGAAAUUCCCAACCAUACGGGACCUUGCUGCAUCAGACAUAGAGACGGUCAACGGCUUAUGGAAGGGCCUAGGUUACUACUCUCGCGCCGCAAGAUUACUGAGCGGCGCGCAAAAGGUUGUGAAAGACCUGCGCGGCCGUCUCCCAGAUAAUGCGAAGGACAUGGAAGCCAAGAUACCCGGGAUCGGUCGUUACAGCGCGGGUGCGAUAUGUUCAAUUGCUUACAACCAGUGUGUUCCAGUGCUCGAUGGCAAUGUCCACCGUCUUCUGAGCCGCGUGCUGGCUUUGCAUGCCCCCCCUAAAGUGAAGCAAACUUUGGAUAUACUGUGGAAUGCAGCCACUGCAAUGGUCGAAGGCACUCACCGACCGGGCGAUAUCAACCAAGCGAUGAUCGAGCUCGGAAGCACGGUGUGCAAAGUCCGGGAGCCUGCCUGCGAGACUUGCCCGAUCCGACCCUGGUGUCAGGCCUAUGCAGUGUCUCGAGGAUCGACCAAGGCGGACGAAGUGCCUGACAUCGAGGAGCUCUGCGCGUUGUGCGAGCCCUUGCCUGUGCCGGAAGGUAAUCCCGGUCUCGUCAACGCGUUCCCUAUGAAGGCAGAUCGUAAGAAAGCGAGAGAAGAGCUGGACAUUGUGAAUGUCAUCGAAUGGCGUUCAUCGAUAAAUGACGAUGGACGGUGGUUUCUGCUGGUUCGACGACCCGAAACUGGACUCUUGGCUGGCUUGCACGAAUUCCCUACCAAACCGGAUGUGCCUGCGGAUAUCUCGGCAGCUGAGACGGCGCAGAUACCACAAGCAUUGCUGUCCAGUUUACUCAAGAAGCCGCCCCUGCCUCUAAAACCCAGGAAGAGCAACACCAAGACUCCAGCUGAAGACCCCCUCCGUAUAGUGCAAAUCAAAUCUGCCGGUGACGUGCUCCAUGUCUUCUCCCAUAUCAGAAAGACAUAUCGAGUACAAUGGGUCGUACUCGAAGGCGGCGCGAAGUGCCCUGAAUUGCUGCCAUUCUGUGUGCCCUCGGAAUCGGGGGUAGCAAAGGUGCCGCGUGGUCGCACCAAGAAGCCCAAGCAGCAAGACGUGGAUAGCGAUAGCGAUGCUGUCCAGAUCACGGAGAAGCUCGAGGCCCGGUGGUUGCCACUGACCGAAGUUGCCAAAGCAAAUAUUGGCACCGGCGUUCUGAAGGUCUGGAACAAAGCAAACGAGCUGUGGCAGUCGGUGUGA
Molecule: messenger RNA, 1856 nt
Organism: Gloeophyllum trabeum ATCC 11539
Lineage: Eukaryota; Fungi; Basidiomycota; Agaricomycetes; Gloeophyllales; Gloeophyllaceae
Product: DNA glycosylase
Exons: 6
Coding region: 216-1856 (546 amino acids)
Biological process (GO): base-excision repair; mismatch repair
Cellular component (GO): nucleus
Molecular function (GO): oxidized purine DNA binding; purine-specific mismatch base pair DNA N-glycosylase activity; 4 iron, 4 sulfur cluster binding
Source: RefSeq, a predicted model, not a curated record